CACCUGCCCACUGGCUAGCAGAGCUGCCAGCUGUGACGGGCAAGUGGGAGUGGGUAAGCUUCCUGGCACACUGAUUGCUCUGGGAGGCCUUGCUUCUUCUUGUCACACUUGCUCUAGGGUGCCCUGCGUGAAACGCCCAGCGUGUGCACCUGCAGCUCCCAUUGACUUCAGCCAGAGAUGCCAGAAGGCCCAUCUGUGAAGAGGUUCCAGUUGCUGACUGCUCCUUUUGUGGGGCAGGUAGUGACCAAGGUGGGAGGAAGCAGCAGGCAGAGAAACCUGAAGGAUCUGAAAGCAAUGAGGCUCCAGGACUCUCAGGUGAGCUAUGCUAAAAGGUUGGUUCUGCACUUCAACAGCAGUGGCUUCCUCGUCUUUUACAACUGCCAGAUCCACUGGUGCACCUCUCCCACUGUGGAACCUGCUUCUGACAUCCUGUCUCCCAAGUUCCACCGGGGGCAGGCCUUGGCAGCCCUUCGCCAGCCGAUGCCCAUCUGCUACACCCUUCUGGACCAGAGAUAUUUCUCCGGUCUGGGGAACAUCAUUAAGAAUGAGAUCUUGUAUUUGGCAAGGAUCCACCCAUUAUCGCAAGGCUCAUUCUUGGCUCUCUCAGAUCUUGAAUCCUUGCUGGAUCAUGCUGUUCAGUUCAGCACAGACUGGCUGCAUAAGAAGCUGGCUGGAAAAGGAUUACACUACCGGAUCUACCUGAAAGAAAAAUGUCCUCUUGGGCAUGAGGUGAUGCAGGGAACUUUUGGGCCCCAAGAUGGGUUUAAGAGGCUUAGCUGGUGGUGUGCUUAGUGCCAGCCUCUAGUACCUCCUGAAGGGAAUGACCCCAAAUCGCUUAAACACUGAGUGAACAAAUAUGCCAGCCUUAAUGUGGAUUAUGAACACGCUCUCCUGUUUUGCAGCACAUUGCCUUCUGGUCUUUUUGUGACAUGCCGUCAGUUGUACUGAGCAGAAAUCACUUGUCCCGGAAGGCAAAAUGUGGAGAGAAAAUAGAGCUUCGUUAAAAAGAGAGGGGAUGUUUUUGUGAUGCUCCCAAGUCCAUAUUGUUCUAUGAAGAGAAAUGACGCAAACAGUAGUAGGUGUAAAUCUCCCCCAGAAGUUAGGAGUUGUAGCCACUGAGAUAUUUGGCACCUUCUGAUUUGCUGAUGUAAAAAGUUUAAUAUGUUCAAUUUUUCUUCUGCCAGUGAAGCAGUAUAAAUAAUGUCAGGGUGAUUGUCUUGUUUGUUUGACUGUUUUGCAAGCCUCCGGCCAAACCAAUUGGCUUGGAAGAGUAAGUCGGGGCGGGCAAACUUUUUGGCCUGAGGACUGCAUCGGGUUUCGCAAAUUGUAUGGAGGGCUGGUUAGGCGAGGCUGUGCCUUC
Messenger RNA from Dermochelys coriacea (leatherback sea turtle), 1360 nucleotides. RefSeq names its product nei like DNA glycosylase 2 (gene NEIL2). Gene Ontology annotation, molecular function: DNA-(apurinic or apyrimidinic site) endonuclease activity; damaged DNA binding; zinc ion binding. Gene Ontology annotation, biological process: base-excision repair. The record is from RefSeq and is a predicted model, not a curated record. NCBI's taxonomy places the organism in Eukaryota, Metazoa, Chordata, Testudines, Dermochelyidae. The transcript is spliced from 4 exons. Bases 178 to 792 code for a protein of 204 amino acids. Gene Ontology annotation, cellular component: nucleus.